AUGUCGGCAGCCAUUUUCCACUUCCAGCCUUGUCUUGUCAAACGCCCAGGAAGAGGCAUGUCCAAGACUUCGGUCAGGUUCGCGUGCCCUGAUGUACGAGUUUCAUAUGUGGAAAACACUCGUUUUACUCAGAUCGGCGACCCGCACUGGCUUGUUGUGGAACCUGGUUUGGCGUACUUGGGUACGUGCAAGAACUUGUCCUGCCCUGCAACGAUAACGGUUUGCAACAUGGAAAUGGGCAAGCAUCGGCCGAACGAGGACUACUGCUACAGCCAGAUCCGGUGCCCGGCCUGCCAGACGCCCUUUCAGCCGGAGUGCUUCUACUUCCAGCACUGCUCAGCCAAGAUUAACUUCUGUUUUGAGGGGAGCGUGCCCGAUGAACUUCGAGUUUCAGAGGACCGAGACCUCAAGUCCCGUGUUCUUGGCAAGCGCGGCCAGGUUGCUGUCUACAACCUGCUUGUCAUCGAGGUCGACCGACCGGGCACUUACGAAGAUGAUGGCACACUGGAUGCCAAGUACACCUUCGCACUUGACAGAAUGCUAGCACAUGCGCGGAACCUGUCCACGGCGUCGACAACCGGUUCAACUCCGAAACAACAGCCAAUCGCACCAACUCCACAGUCGUGGCAAAGGCCAAACAUGCUGAAUCCACAAGACAUCCGCUAUGUUCAGGACAGUAUCUCCAGCAGGUUUAUGUGUGGUCGCAGAGUCGUUGAAACCAUGAACCAGUUGCUCACUGGCCUUUCAGUGGAUCUCAUUCCAACAAUCCGCGUCUUCCCGUGGAACGGCCACUGGCACUCAGAAGACAAUCGCCGGCUUUGGGCCUUCAAGAAAGCCGGUCUAAAGGCAGUUCCAGUGCGUUAUGUGGACAAGUCGUCGGUUGACUCCAGAAAGUUCACUACGCGGGAUGGCGGGCUGACCAUUCGUAUGCGAUAA
Molecule: messenger RNA, 936 nt
Organism: Symbiodinium natans
Lineage: Eukaryota; Dinophyceae; Suessiales; Symbiodiniaceae
Source: the annotation of a GenBank genome assembly